UCGAGGAAUUUUGUCGCCAUCAGUGAAUUGCGAAGGUCUUGCAAUCGUAGCAAACCAUUAAAAUACACACCUAGCUCAAUCCUAUGUGGUGCACUCCCCAAAGCUCAAUCGACGGCCGAGUGAGCAUAAUUUUCAAGGUUUCGGUAACUGUGUCAGUGAAGUAGAAGGGAAGACGAAGAAUUAUUUGUUCCUUUUUCGGGAGAUUUUUUUCCCAUGAUGUGUGAUGUCAAGGAGUUGGCGUAGUGGUUGAGAAUUUUUCCAGUGCAUUUAUCACGACCCAGUAGUGCGGAAGGAAAGUGAAAAGUGCUGGCCCGGAUAGGGUUGAGUAUAAUAAAGUUACGUGCGGAAAAGAAGGAAAAUCGAUUCGGAAAAGCAACGACAUCAGUCUGCUUGCGGUUUUCAUUGGAUUACUGCAGUAACGAACGUUUGCUGAAGAGGAAGCCACAUCAAUUGGCCGCCUUCCGAGUGAAUAUCAAACAGAGCAGACUCUCGGAGAGUCAAUAUCCGUCCGCCAGUGGAACCGCAUUCCCCAGAAAGGAGCAACGUAUUAAAAAGACCGCGCCUGUCCAGGGGCAGUAAGUGUGCGACAGAUGGCCGGCUUUGCGUCCCAGGCGGCCCUCCGCUCCAAGUGGGGCGACCUGGUCGACAGUGGAUCGACCAGCAUCGAAACGUCAGAGGUGUCGCAAGGGCUCAAAAAUGUCGUCGGAUGGAUCAAACAGGCAUCGGUGGAAGUGAGAGAAGCCGGCAAGCGAGCUGUAACACAACUCCAGUCUACCACCACACCCCACCUGAGGCACCUCAAUCCGGGCAGCUUGAUCAAACAGGGCAUCCACGUGAAUGAACGGACCGCAGACGAGGACAGGAUGAACAGCACUUCCAGCAACGAUAUCCACAGCAAUCUGACGAUCCUGCACUACAACGAUGUGUACAACAUUGAUGCGACCUGUAAGCAGGAACCGAUCGGUGGGGCAGCCCGAUUUUGUACGGCCGUCAAAACGUUCACGCAUCUGAACCCGCUGGUGUUAUUCAGCGGAGAUGCUUUUUCGCCCAGCAUGUUGAGUACCUUCACACGUGGCGAGCAAAUGGUUCCGGUUUUGAAUUCUGUUGGAACUCAUUGUGCCGUUUUCGGCAACCAUGAUUUCGAUCACGGUUUGGACGUUCUGGCUGAAUGGGUUACGAAGACCACAUUCCCUUGGUUAAUGUCCAACGUGGUGGAUAAUGAAACGGGACGUCCGCUGGGUGGUGGGAAGAUCACACAUAUUCUUCAUCACAAUGACGUCAAAAUUGGUCUUAUUGGACUGGUGGAGAAGGAAUGGCUCGACACACUGCCCACGAUUGAUCCCAACGAGGUGACUUACAUAGAUUUCAUUAAAGCCGGCAACCAGUUGGCGGACGAACUGCACAAUCAAGGAUGUGAUAUAAUCAUUGCGUUGACGCAUAUGAGGACUCCGAACGAUAUUGAACUUGCCAAGCACAGUGGUCAUAUUGAUCUGAUUCUCGGAGGGCACGACCACGUGUUCGAAAUACUCAACAUUGAAGAUACUUUUGUGAUCAAGUCCGGUACCGAUUUUCGGCAGUUCUCAAGGAUCGGAAUUAACACCGAACGGAAUGAGAGCGGCAAAAUUAGCAUCACGGUUGAAAAGGUUGAUGUAAACUCCACGAAGUACAACGAAGAUCCAGAACUGAGGGAAGAGCUGAAGAAGUACUCGGAAACGAUCGAGUCUAAGAUGGACGAAAUCCUGGGUGUCUUCCACGUUGAGUUGGACGGUCGAUUCGCCUCAAUCCGUACAUCGGAGACAAACUUAGGUAACUGGAUAUGUGAUGUAGCGCUGGCCGCAACCGGAGCAGAUGCGGUCAUGAUCAACUCAGGAACAUUCCGAUCCGACCAGAUUCACCAAGCAGGACCGUUCACAAUGCGUGACCUGGUGAACAUUAUUCCCAUGCAGGAUCCGCUUAUAGUGUUAGAAGUUACUGGUAAAGUAUUACACGAUGCAUUGGAGAAUUCAGUGUCCACCUACCCGAAGCUGGAAGGUCGUUUUCCACAAAUAGCCGGUAUGUCAUUUGCAUUUGAUCCAUCACAACCACCUGGGCGACGGGUGGAAUCGAAGCUUGUGAGGAUUGGUGACGAGUGGCUCAAGCUCGAGCAAACGUACACACUGUGUGUAAAAAGUUACAUCUUUGGAGGCUGCGAUGGAUACACAAUGUUCAAAGGAUGUAAGGUGCUAAUGGACGAUGAUGCGGCACCGGAACUGGGAUUGGCGAUUCAAAACCACUUCAAGGCGAUCGAUGUCCGGAUGGGGAAGACACAUCACACCAAGCAUAGGCAAUCUUUGGUAACGUUAUCACGGCGGCACAGUAUGGUGCAAAUGUUGGAGAAUCUGGAGCUUGACGGACCUACUCCGAUCCGGCGGAAAUCAACGAUUACCCAACCGAUGCGACAUGCAAGCAUGGAGCAUGUUAACCGAGGAAAAUUACAUCGUCGUGCUUCGCUGGACGAUUUGGAGCAAAAUAGUUGCCAGCUCUCACCAUCCAUCCAACAUCGGAUAGUUGCGGUGCAGAAUCAAGAUCACAUCCGCGAGAUGAUUUUACGACGGGAGACAAUUGAAGCAAAUUCAGUCAUCAAAGAAACCGACGAGCUGACUCCAGUAAAUAUGAACGGAUUCUACGACUACAAUGGAACUUCCCAGAACUAAGUAAUUCGCCAUUUCCUCCCUCCUAUGUCCCCCAAUCGACGACAGAAGAUUUUUAUUUCAGUUCCUGUAUCUGUGUGCCUCGAAACAUCUUCCCAUUGAACUAUUGCGUUUAAGUUUUGCUUUCCUAAUUUAAUAGUUUAGACAACGCAAUCUUUGUACAUAGCCUAACACAUUUUCCUAAUGUAUUGUUAAAGUUAUAUAUUUAAUAGAAAUAAAUUUCUGGUGACAGUUUAAUGUCGCCAUGUUGUGUAUUCCCGUUUCGAAUCUAUACUCAAAAAGAUAUUUUGAAAAAUAUUCAAAAUUAUUCAUCAGUUUAACCGCAAGUGUUAUCAGAAGUGAAUCGUUAUGCUCUUUAAUAGUCUAUCAAUAACCAGUUUAACAACUUGUUCCCAUAAUAAUGCAACAUUACUCAGAAACAUCCCCAAUCCACUAGAUAUGUGUUAAUUAACAAUACAAAGUAAACGUUCAUGAAUAAUGUCACGCAUUGAUUGAGGAUUGAAUUUUUGCGCAACGAAAUUGAUGAACGAUUUCUACACUCAACUUUGAUACGAAAACAGUCAAACUAACUAUAGGUCCGUACUGAUUCAGUGUAUAGCAUAACUAGGAAGAACAAUACCAGAGUGAACAUAAAACUGAACAAUUUCGUGUGAUCCGUGUAACGUGAGCUUGUGGGAAAUAUCGAUGAUGAUAUUUGUUGAGUGAAAUGCCUCUACAGGUACAGAAGACGAGUACAGUUUACUCUUCCAAUAAUGCCCCCACUUUUAAUGUAAGACUACUACAUUUCAAUAUAGGUCAAAAUACAAAUGCAGUCAACCCUCCUUGAUCCAUUUAAAUAAACUCCCUGAGUCGAUCUUGACGGUCGAAGGCGCCAUCAUAAUAACCCUUUUUGCAAUAUGGCAUGCUUCCUUGAGUCGGUAUCGAGCCAUAGAACAUCGACUCAUGGAGGGUCCACUGUAUACAAAUAAAAUGUUUUUAUCAAUGGAAUAGUAUAAACUUGUGAUGUAAAUUUGGCUACAGCAACUACAGUUCCGUAUGCGGCGCAAAAGCCCCAUUAGACUAGGAAAAAUGUCAAAGACAGGAGGGUACGUAGGACAAUGUAUGAGAGCCCACUCAACGCAGGCAUAGCUUUUGUGUAUCAUCUUGGAGAUGUAUGAGAGAAAGAAAAUAAAUAUUAAUUUUAA
Armigeres subalbatus is the source of this 3874-nucleotide messenger RNA. Its product is annotated as snake venom 5'-nucleotidase. Lineage: Eukaryota; Metazoa; Arthropoda; Insecta; Diptera; Culicidae. Bases 591 to 2693 code for a protein of 700 amino acids. Gene Ontology annotation, molecular function: hydrolase activity. The record is from RefSeq and is a predicted model, not a curated record. Gene Ontology annotation, biological process: nucleotide catabolic process. The transcript has 9 exons.